This is a messenger RNA of Patiria miniata (bat star), 1689 nucleotides long. Its product is annotated as flavin-containing monooxygenase 5-like. The transcript is spliced from 2 exons. Gene Ontology annotation, molecular function: N,N-dimethylaniline monooxygenase activity; NADP binding; flavin adenine dinucleotide binding. Bases 1 to 1602 code for a protein of 533 amino acids. The record is from RefSeq and is a predicted model, not a curated record. Lineage: Eukaryota; Metazoa; Echinodermata; Asteroidea; Valvatida; Asterinidae.
AUGAGCGAACGCAGUAAGACAGUUGCCGUCAUUGGCUGUGGAAUUUCUGGCCUAACUGCAGUCAAGUGCUGCCUGGACGAAGGCCUGCAACCAACGUGCUUCGAGAGGUCAGAUGGCAUUGGUGGUCUGUGGUACUACCGCGACAACAGUGAAUACGGGAUAAUGACCACGGUCUACAAAUCGACCAUUACCAACACCAGCAAAGAGGUGACGAGCUUCAGCGACUUCCCUUUUCCAGGCGAGUGGCCAAAUUUUCUGCACCACAGCUACAUGAAGAGGUACCUGGACAUGUACGCCGACAAGUUUGGCCUCAAGAAGCACAUCCGUUUCUCUACGAGAGUGACCCGCUUGGCUCAGGCACCAGACUACGAGGCUGCUGGGCGAUGGGUCGUCACUAGCCAAGCGGAAGGAGUGUCUGGGCACGUGGAGGAGUUCAGCCAGGAGUUUGAUUCUGUGAUGAUCUGCACUGGGAUGCUCAACAACCCUAACGUCCCAGAGUUUCCAGGCCUUGAGGGAUUCCAGGGGGAGGUUAUUCACAGCCAGGCUUUCCGGAGGCCAGAGAAAUUCGAAGGCAAACGAGUGGUUGUAGUUGGGAUUGGCAAUUCAGCAGGGGAUGCAGCUGUAGACGUCAGUCGCCUGGCAUCACAGGUGUACUUGAGUACCAGACGUGGCGUGUGGAUAGUCAAUCGCAUUGGAGACUACGGUAUUCCGUGGGAUCUCCAUUUUUACAGAAGAUUCCACCUGGUACCAGCAAAACUUCACGUCAUGCUUUUCGUGAAAUCCCUCAAACGUAAGUUCAAGAUGCUCUAUAAUUCUCUGAGGCCGGCCCACGAUUUGUUGGCCGGCGAGGCACUGAUUACAGAGGACAUGCCAGGUUGUAUCAUCAGUGGCACAGUGAUGAUCAAGGCAAACAUCGCAAGCUUCACCAAGACGGGCGUGGUUUUUGAAGACGGUACCACCGAGGAGGACAUCGAUGCCGUCAUCAUGGCCACCGGCUACAAGGACACGCUGCCCUUGGAGGUUGAUUGCCAAGCACUGGAGAUGAAAGAUGGCCACCUGCCGUUGUACAAGUUGGUGUUUCCUUUAGGUCUAAAGCACAACACGCUGUCGGUCAACGGCGCCAUCAGACCCUUAGCCGCAGUCCUCCCGUGCGUCGAGCUUCAGGCUCGCUGGGCUUCGAGGGUGUUCAAAGGGUUGGCUAAGCUACCAUCCCAGCCGGAUAUGGAGGCUGAGGUGAAGGCGACUGACGAAGCCAUGAAGGCCGCAUGUUUACCUAACCACCGACACAGUGAUUUCCAAGCCUACUGCAUCAGUCUGGCGUCUGAGAUCGGAGUCGAGCCAAAUUUCCUGAAGCUCUUCCUCACCGAUCCCGUGCUGACUCUCCGGUGCUUGUUCGGACCCCUUGUACCAUACCAGUUUCGAUUGGUGGGUCCUGGGAAGAAUGAUGAAGCCCGGAAGGCCAUCAACACGGUUUGGGAGCGGAUCGAGAAGCCAACCAAGACAAGACCCAUUGGCCCAAUAGAAGACGCCCGCCAUCUCGUCAUUCUUAUUGCUUUCUGUGUUUCUGUGCUUGUAGUCGUCAUGGCCUGGAUUUUGUUGUAAGCAGAGUUGGAAGGCCAUACAACCUUUCGAAAUAGUUUUUGAAGCAGAUUAAUACUGACUUAUGGGCCUAGACGCCACCAAAUGUUG